UUUUCAUUUACACCCCUUGGAGUUCUGGGGAAGCUUUAACUUUAACCUGUGAGUUGUUUGUUGUUAGUGAUAACCAGGAAAAGGAAAUAAGAUGUUGAAACCUGGUCCGGAAUUGGAGACACAUGGCUGUUAGUUUUAGUUGCCUCGUCCAUUGGAGUCUUAUUACUGGGAGCUUUGUUAGCAAUGUUUCUCUUAAAAUGCAGGGAAAUGAAUAUGUUUGGCGGAAACGAUUGUUCGCUUCACAGACAAAUGAAAAAUCACGAACCAAGGGAAUGUACUGCAGUACCAACUCUAAAUGGAACCAAAAUUAUUCAUCCUACAGACACCGUCUUAUAUCACGGCACAAACAUUCAAGAUAAUCGAAUGGUUUGGGCUACGUUAACCCCUAGGGGUACCCAACAUUUUAUUUCAGAGAACUAUCCUCCUGAUUUGAUCGACUAUGGAGACGAGGAUCAUUAUGAAACUAUUGAUAAUAUCGGAGCGGUGGUACCGCCUGUACCACCAUAUCCUAAAGCUAUAGAAAAAUCGAGUUUUGACAAUUCUGGGUUCCUAGAUUACGAAUACGAAGAUCCCACUCCUCUAAUCGAAAGCUACCAACUAACCAACAUAGAACCCGAUACAUCCCACUACCAGAUGAUAGGGAAUGCGGAUAUGCGUUGCUCAAACUUGAAUACUCUAAGAAGACACGUGCCCAUCUCUAGACCGAGAGUCUCGUCACCGACUAGAAUAGAGCAUCCCAAUUUACCUCCUUUGAAUCUGUAUCCACACAAAGGAACGCUCAAGAAAAAUGGUACUCUUAGUUAUAGAGCAGUUGAAGGUAGCACGCUACCCAAAUAUGGCUUGUAAUUAUGUUUUAAGUACUUAUCCUCACCUUGUUCUUUAUGUGAUAUGUUUCAAUAACGAUUUUCUCUAAAAAACCAAAACAACUUAUCGUAAAUUUUCUACUUAUACUUAUAUGAGUUAUGUUAAUAGAGAAGGAAAAUAUAAAUAAUUAUUCAUUUUACAUAAAAAGGUAAACAAUAUAUUCUAGCUUUCAAAUUAUGUGUCACAGAAAUCAUUGACAGAUAUUCGUAUGUAGGGUGAACUACAAAAGAAAAUUAGGAUUUUCUCAUGUUUUCUAAAUGUACGAUUUUGACCUCAAAAAACGAGACGAGCUGCAUUUUUCUGAGAAUGCCAAUUUUGGUGCCCCAAAAAGAUGCAAAACACCCAGGGCUUCUCCCUAAAAUCCCCUCAUAGUAGGGGCAAAACAGGAAACAUCGAUUUAGCAAGAAUAUCCGCGUAGUAGAAAAAAUGUCGUAAUCAAAAAAUGUAGCUCAGACAAUUUUAAACAAAAGAAUUUCGUAGCACUUUUUGUGUACAAUGAACCGUUUUCUUAGAAACAACGCUUAAAGCGACCAGCGAUUUUGAAAGCUCGAAAUCAAUUUAAAAAAUUUAUAUCAACUCGGCGGUAAAAAUUUGAUAACUUUUGAUCAGAAUGUCCUAUCGACCAAAAUAAAACUGCGUUUUAAAGGAGAAAGGCACAGCUUUCAUAUGAAAUUUUUAGAGUGCACCGCAAUUUAAGUCAGUUUCUAUAAAUCUAUUUAUAAAUAAAUAAACGUUGCGCGUUUUUUGCCAUUUUUUAUGAUUCUCAUGAGAUCAAUAAAAUUGAUCUAAUCUUCAAAACCUAUAACACGAAAUAUUUAUUUUAAAUUUUAACAACAAACAGGCUAUGUCAUAUUUGAUAUAUGUCUAAAAAACGCUGAAUUUAAACUUUCGCGUUACAAACUAUCUCACGUCACAGGAAAUGCAUCCACGAACAAGGCAUUCGGUGUAGUUUGAAGCUGAAGUUAUUUAGUUUUAAAAAAGUACUUUAUGCAUGGACUUUAUGUCAUUCAGCCAGUCACAAUAUGAGGUACUUAGUGUCAUGUUUAGUGUGUGUGUUGAGUAAGUGUCUUGUUACUUUGCAAAGUCGACGCCAUUGUCUUUGUAAAGAGACGAUAAUUGUAUCCGAACUUCUGCAUUGUAUCUAAUUGUAAUAUGCUAAUUAUAUCCGAAUGUGAAAGUUUAAAUUCAGCAUUUUUUAGGUUUAUUUCAAAUGCCUCAUAUUUGUUACCAGAACUCAAAAUAGAAAUUCCAUGUUAUAGGUUUUUCUUGGUGUUUCGCAAAAACCAUAUUUUUUAGUUAGUUGUUUUAAAUGUUAAAUUUAAUUGCUAAUAAAAAAAUAUAUAGCAAAAUGACAUUGACGUCAAUAAUUGAUUUAUACGCUUUGUACACGACUGACGUUAGUUUUAUUUAUAUUCAUAGUUUUAAACACACAUAUUUCAAAACAAUAAUAAUAAAUUUAUGGAACUAAGAACUAUGUACAUACUGUAUGUAAUUUAUUAUUUUGGUUGGGAAUAGCCUACAAUUUUACUUUAAAAUUAAGUUUAUUUGAUGUUUCGAUUUCCAAUUUCAGAAAUCGUUCUCAAAAUACAAAAAAUUAAUAAAUUAAACAAUAUUUUGUUUUUGUUGCUUAGUAAAAAUUCUUCAAAUAAUUUAAUCUUAUAUAACUCAAUAAUAUUGACAAUUCAUAGACCAACAUUAUACAUUUUAAAGUAGACGAAAUAUAAUUAUGUUUAAUGAAACCAAUUGCAUCGCAAAUUCCUCGGCAGAAUGCAGUAAGACGUGGUUACCCAUAUUAAAAGAGGAUAUCAAUAGAAAGAAAAUACCACGAUUAAUAAGUCAAUAACAUAUCGAGGAUAUAUCAUUUAUGAUAACAUAAAUAUAAAAUCAUAUUUACUUACUUACUUUACUCCUCUUGAUUCCAUUUGGAACAUAGGGCCUCUACACUCCCCCUCCAUUCAUCUCUGUUUCUGGCCAGGGCUUUCACUUCUUUUCAUGUUAACCCAUUGUCUUCUAGCUCUCUGGUAAUAUUUCUUUUCCAGGAUGUCAUUGGUCUGCCUCCUUGUUUUCUUUUUCCAGUUGGUUGGUAAUCCAGGGCUUGUUUGGUUAUAUCAUCUUCAUUUUUCCUUAAUGUGUGUCCAAUAAACUUCCAUUUGCGUCUAUUUAUCGUUUUGGCUAUCGGCUCUUGAUUAGUUUUUCUCCAAAGUUCCUUGUUACUUAUCCGAUUUGGCCAAUAUAUUUGCAAUAUUCGUCUAAGGCAUCUAUUUACAAAUGCUUGAACCUUUUGUAUAAUCUUUUUCUCUAUUUUCCAAGUUUCUGCUGCAUAUAGCAAAAUGCUCUUUACAUUUGUAUUAAAUAUGCUGAUUUUGGUUUUGGUUGUUAAUUUAUUGGACUCCCAUGUUUUCUUCAGCAUAUAGAACGCAUUUUGGGUUUUAUUUAUCCUUCCAUUAAUUUCCUCUUCUAUUCCACCGCUAGCGUCAAUUAUGCUUCCCAGAUAGCAAAACUUCUGUACAUUUUCUACUUCUUCUCCUUCAAUGAAUAUACCCAUUUCUCUUUCCGUAUUUAUCUUCAUAAGUUUGGUUUUUCUUGUGUUAAUCUCUAGUCCUAUUUUUCUUGCUUCUUUUGUCACCUUUUCUGUUUUUUUCUGCAUAUGUUGUCUUUUUUCGGACACCAGACAUGUAUCAUCUGCAAAGUCUAGAUCUUCAAGCUGACCGAAAGCAUUCCAUCUAAUUCCUGUUUUAUUUUUCGUUGCCCUCUUCAUGACCCAGUCGAUUAAGAUCAAAAAUAUGGUUGGAGAUAGAAUACACCCCUGUCUGACUCCACUGUCUAUGUUGAUUGGUUCUGUGAGUUUCCCAUUGUGCAUGAUUUGUGCGGUAUAGUUUUCAUAGAACAUUUUGAUAAUUAUUAUGUAUUUUAAUGGAAUUCCAUAUCUCUUUAAUAUUUCUCACAUUUUUUCUCUGUUAAUCCGGUCAAAGGCUUGUCUAAAGUCAAUGAAAUUUAUAUAUAUUUUGCUCUGCCAUUCUAUUGUUUGUUCUAGAAUGUUUCUUAAUGUGUUAAUAUGAUCUGUGCAUGCUUUAUUACUUCUGAAGCCCGCUUGGUUUGGUCUUAACAACUGGUCUAUAGUUUCUUUCAUUCUUUCUAAUAUCAUCCUUGUCAUGACUUUACUCACUGUAGAAAGUAGUGUUAUUGCUCUCCAAUUGUUGCAAUUCGUUUGAUCUCCUUUCUUGGGUAUCUUUACAAUUAUACCUUUUUUCAAAUCAUCAAGUAUUCUCUCCUCCUGCCAUAUUCUGUGUAUUAGUACAUACAGGAUUUCUUCCGAUGUUUCUCUAUCUGCUUUCAGUAGUUCUGUGGUAAUGUUAUCUAUUCCAGCUGCUUUCCCUCUUUUCAGCUGUUGUAUUGCUUUACUUACUUCUUUUUUUGUGAAUUCCGAUUCGGUGGAGCUUAGUUCUUCCUUUAUUUCUUCAUUUUCCAUUUCGUGUUCUAUUAUUCUGUUGGCAUAUACUUCUCUAAAAUCCAUCUCUCAACUAUUUCCUUUUCAUUCUUAAAUAUUUUCCCGUUUUUGUCUUUUACAUGCUCAACGUUCAUUAUUCCGCGCGAGCUUAGUUUUUUCGUCGUUUUAUAUAGAGUUCCCAUGUCGUUGUUUUUUGCUGCUGUUUCUGCUUAUAUUAACAGUCCUUCGUUAUAUUGUCUUUUGUCGUUUCUCGCACUUUUUUUAACUUCUUUAUCUAUAUUCUCUCUAUAUUCUCUCUUCAUUUGUUCCCUAUCUCUUAGAUCACUUUUUAGCAUUUUACAUUUAAGUAGUUGCCUUUCUUUUAUUUUUUCCCACGUGCUUCUCGAUAGCCAUGGCUUAUUACUUCUUUUUUGUAUCCCUAUCGUUUCUUUUGCUGCUUGUGUAUAUACAUACUUGCAUUUAUCCCACAGCUCUUCUAUCGUGGCAUUUUCUGUGUUGUAAGUUUUAUUAUACAAUUCUCUUAACUUGGUCUUAUAUUCUUCAGUACUUUCAUUCCGUCUUUGAGCCACUGAACGUUAUAUCUUUCUCGUUGUUCCAUUGGCGUUUUCUUACUUCUGGCUAGUUUGAGUUUGAUUUUGGCUCUAAUCAACAUGUGGUCGGACCCUAUGUCUACCCCUCUCAUUGCUCUAACAUCUAAGAGUGAGUGCCUCCAUGUCUUAUCUAUGGUUAUGUGGUCAAUCUGAUUGUGUGUUUGUCCAUCGGGGGAUGUCCAUGUUACUUUAUGUAUGCGUUUGUGUUGAAAUAUACUUCCACCUAUGACUAAACUGUUUUGGGUGCAGAAAUCUAUAAACAUGUUACCAUUCUCAUUAAUUUGUCCAAAUCCUUCUUUCCCCAUUACAGUUUCUCUUCCUCUAUUAUUCGUUCCUAUUAUGGCAUUCAUAUCUCCGAUUAUCAUCACAAUAUCUUUUUUAUAUUUAUUUUGUAAAAAAUGAAUAACCACUUUCAAUUUCUUUUUGCUAGCAGUUGCCGCUAGGGCAUCUAUGACAUUUCGUUCGUUGCAAUCCGGGACUGCACGCUGGGGUUUGUUUUGGUUGGAUCAGAGAGAGCAACAUAUGUGCCUCCUGAUGAGAGACUAAUAAGUUUCGAAACCGGUAGAGGUGCUUGCUGCACUCUCUGAUUGGACUAGGAUAUGGUUCGGCUGUAUUUUCGUGUUGCAACGAAAUUGAAAGUGGUUAUUCAUUUUUGAUUUACAUUUACUCUGAUUUGAGUACGAAGGGAACCAUUCUCGUUGGAACUUUACCGCGCUGAGCAGAUGGGACGUGAAUUGUAAAUUGUAGAAUUCCCUCAUCUUCCUUAGUCUCAGCAUCCGUAUGGCUUGCAAAUUGUAGAAGCCUCGGAGGUGUAACCAGAGAAGGUUUCCAUUGUUUUCAUUCUGGUGGGAUGUAGAAUAGCAUUAUGUUGUUUUAUAUGCCAUUAGAGUGAAAACUUAGUAUUUUUAGUCUUUUUAUUUAUUUUGUAUUUUAUCGUAUGCCGUCUGUAGCUGUUGGUAAAACUCAUCUUUUAUGUCCUGUUCUUUUUCAUUUGUUGGUGCAUAUACAUUAACAAUUAUUAGAUUUUUAUAUCUCGCUUUGAAUCUAGUUAUUAUUAUUCUAUCCGAGAUGGCUUCCCAUUCUAUUAGGGCAUUUGUUGCUUGUUUUGAAAUCAUGAAUGCAACACCACUCUCGUGUCGGUCUUUUUCGCCACAUUUUCCCGAGUAGGUAUAUAACCGUUUUGUCGUGUUCAAUUCUUGUUUUUCCACAUCCCUUCCAUCUAAUUUCAGAUAAUCCUAAUAUACUAAUGUUAUUUUUAUCCAUUUCUUUUGCCACUUGAUGUGUUUUACUUGUUUCGAACAUUGUUCGGACAUUCCAACAUCCUAUGUACGUUGUUUUUCUCAAAUCCAUUUCCGUGGCCAUUUUCGUCAUCGCGUUAUCCGUCCUAUUUCCGAGGCUUGUAGAGGUUUCUUUAGCAAUAUUAUUUUUUAUAUGGUGAGGUCGCUAACCUCACGCACAACCCUCCUCCUUUCUCAUCCUGGGCUUGGGACCAGGCAAUGGUGGAGUUUAUAAAAUCAUAGUUUGAUGUUAAUAUUGAGGAUUUUUUCCUCGUGAUUUGCUAUGGGAUCACUAACAGGAGAAUUUUACUGUCAUUGUGUCAUUGAGUCGUUGUCAAAAAUAUUUACAAUAUCAUUUUAUAAAGUCAUCUACUUUAAAAUGUAUAAUAUAUGUCUGAAUUAAAAAUAUACAAACUAUAGCAACAAAAACAAAAUUUGUUUGAUUUAUUAACGUUUUGUAUUUUGAGAACGAUUUUCGAAGUGGAAAUCGAAACGUCAAAUAAACUUAUUUUAAAGUAAAUUGUGGCUUAUUUCCAACAAAAAUAUUAAGUUGCAUUAAGAUGUCAUAAGUGCAAAGAAAAAGCUUCAGAACAAUACAUGCUCUAUGUGUACUAUGUCUAUAGCCAACAUAGAUAAUUACCUACGAUAAAAUGUUUCGGUUUUCUGGAGAGAAUUUGUUGAACAAACAACCACUAGUCACUAUUUAUAAAGUACUCUCGAUGUAAUUUUUAUAUUUAUAUUGUUUUCGGUGUCUAUACCUCAUGUGUUAGUUAUGUUGGAUGUUUAUUAGUAACUUAUUAUUAUAAUAUUAUAAUGAAUAAUAAAAUAUUUGUUAUAAAACAA
Messenger RNA from Diabrotica virgifera virgifera (western corn rootworm), 7022 nucleotides. RefSeq lists its product as uncharacterized. Lineage: Eukaryota; Metazoa; Arthropoda; Insecta; Coleoptera; Chrysomelidae. The record is from RefSeq and is a predicted model, not a curated record.